CAAGUAAAUAAAAGUCACUUUUUUUCCAUUUCUGUUUUGUUUGAUUUGUCCAUCACUCUUGCUGUUUUUCUUUCACUGGCACUGCACUGACUUCACUCUUUUUGCUUUACUUUGUCAUGCCACUGCAUCUUUUUCACGGGAGUGUUUGUCAGAAAACUGAUACUGCUGUGUUUACAUUGAGGUUUCUAAAUUAACCACAUCUCUGGGACCCCCCGGCGCAAACUGCUGCUCACUCUGCCAACCAACUGGAACCGCGACUUUUAACGCCAGCUCUCGUAACCAUGGCGAGACAUGAUCCUCCUUGGCAACCAGUCCUGGUUGUUCAGGUGAUGACCAUCAAACUGUGCGGACGGUUCUUUCCAGAGUCAAACGGAGAUGAGCGUUUGAUCCGUCUACUCAAAAUGAAAGGCGUAGUCGCUCUGGCUGUGUUGUUGGGAAGUGUUCGUCUCGGACGUCCCUGUGCAAAAGGGGAGUCGGUUUUGUUCUGCUUUGACGCUCUAACAAAUUUCAUCCCUAAUUGUACAACCAUGAUUGUGGCUUUAGCGAACGUUGGAGAAAUCAACUCCACGGUUCUGCAAAGCGUGAGCCUCUCCUCCAUCAGAAAGUUCGAAAGCCAAAACUCGGGUAUCACAGGAAUCGCUGAGAAUGCCUUCAGCUCUUUUUCGCAUCUGAAAAUUCUCAUUUUACAUGGCAACAGUUUGUCCAACGUUAACCAGAACUGGUUCAGAAGCCCUGCUACUAUCACUGAGCUAGAUUUCUCUUCCAAUCUGAUUAAAUAUUUGAACGAGUCGAAUCUGACGGGACUCGCAAACCUCAAGAAGCUCAAUCUGAGCGGGAACAAGAUCCACACCAUCCAUCCAGAUGCCUUCAGAUCCCAGAGGAAGUUGACUGACCUGGAUUUGUCAGACAACCAGUUGACGAGGCUUUCCCCACAGAUCUUCAUGGCUCUAAAGUCUCUAAUGUCCAUCAGACUUUAUGGGAAUCCCUGGAGCUGCUCUUGUGAUGCCCAGGACUUUGUUGACUCUCUGAAAGAACUGAAUACAUCUCUGCUGGUGAAUCGGAUGAGUGUGAAAUGUAAGACUCCUCCACAUCUGGAAGGUCGACCAGUCUUCAACGUGUCUGCGUGUUCGACUGCCACACCUCCAUUGAGGAGUUCAGCGACUCCAACCAGUAAAACUCAAACAACUCGCUCACAGCAAACAUCUGGAAAGACAGAAAGAUCUUUCCAUACCAAAUCCACUACCCCAACUCGAACAACUUCUGCUCUCAUGGCAACACUUUCCUCUUCAGAGACUUCUGAGAGAACAAAACCGCCUGAUGCCACAGCGUCAUCUUCAUCCCCUGGACAUUAUGUGACGACAUUAUCAUCAGUCAUCAGACCUGUAACUACACCUACACGAGUCGUAGGUUCAUCCACAACCUCAAACACAAAGAUCUGCACUCUAAUCGCUGUUAUUGUGGUCCUAUGCGUGCUGCUGCUUUUUGCGUGUUUCAUGGCACUGAUGCAUAGGAGGAAUCGCAGUAACAAAGCUGUGAGGCCUGGAUGUCCAACAGAAGAAGAAGAGAAGCAGGAAGGAGAUGGCGUGUCGAGUCGGGAUCAAUCUGGAUGUCUGGAAAAGGCUCGGAAAAAAUCUUUCGCUGGCAUCAGAGCAAAGUCUGCAAACGCAGUCAUCCUCUCAACUCCUUUCUGUGUGUCUGAGAAUGACAAAGUCACUUCUGAAGACUCUGAAAAAGAGAACCUUGGAGCUGAAAUGGGAGGAGAAGUUCACCCAGAGACUUUCACAACCAGAGACUCGAUGGAGGAGUGUGUGAUGCAAGAAGGUGAUGAUGGAAAUCCCUGUGAAAACCAGGAGUGUGAUCAUGUCAACAUGGACGUUAUACCGUACUUGAGUAUUGGCACCAAGCAGAACAAACCAAAUCCUGAUGAAGAGUCUGCAGAAGGUCCAGGUCAGAGUCAUCAGAGAGGAAAAUUCAUGAGGAUCUCCACCUGGCCUCCUACUGCAGCUCAGUGGCAGGCAAGAUGCAAAGCCAAAGAGGAGGAAGAGGAAGCUGAUGAGUUUACUGUUUGGACUCGGAAUGCAACUGUGAAGGUCUCAGAAGAUGUGAAGAUGAUGAUGGAGCAAUCCAGCAGCAGCUCUAACCGGUGUGAAGACGAGGAAACAAACAUAACUCUGAGUCUUUCAGACAGCUUCAAACCUCUGGAGACUCCUGUCCGCGUGUCGGAGGGGGAAGAAAUGAACCUGGAUCCAGAUUCUGCAACACAGACAGACAUCUGGGUCAGCACCGGCGAAGAGCGGAAGCCCGAAGAACAUCCGGCACAGAAGAAGAGAGAGGCAGGUGUGAGGAAGAACCAGAAGCGGUCUGCGACCGUCAAACAGAGGGCAGAAAACAGAGCCGCCGCUGGGGCGAAGGCGCCCUCUGGUGGCGCCUCUCCAGAUGAUGAAACUCUGCUGUCAGGGAAUGAAUACGCCUUCAUGGACCUGCUUCAUGAAGUGGUUCAGAACAACGGCCGCUGGACGAGAGAGAGGUGGAAACAGAAUAAUAUUAACAAGCAGCGGCGAUGAGAUCAGAUUCAACACUCUUAAGAUUAUCCUGUGAGAGUGGAUCAUUAGUUUAGACAACAGGAUAGUUUCAAGAGUUUCUUAAAAUUAACAUAUUCACUUCCUAUACAAUUUUUUUUCUUCCAUUUGGAUCUCAGCUGCCUGCCUUUUUACUGUAUUUUUUUUCUGUGACAAGCAAAUCUGAUUACGUCACAUUCCACGGGCACUAAGCUGUUGCCUAGCAACCCCAGCUGAGCCCAACCCAUCACCUAAUAACACAAGCAGCUCGUUUGGUCAGCUGGUUUUACCACUCCUGGAAAAUACAAGCGUUUUGUUGUUGACUUAUUGUUCUGAAAAUAUUUGCUGCAUUAUUGUUGGUUGUGCAGGCGGCUCUACUUCGGCUUUUCAAAAAUGUACAAUUGUAUAAUUGCACGAGUUGAAAUAAAUUGAAGCAAUGGUGACUGUUUAUCACCAUCGGAUUGAAUGUUUAUCAUAAACUCAGUAUGGGGUCAAAUAAAAGCAUCUUCCAGUCGGUGGAUUUGGAUGCAUGCUGCAUUUAUUUGUUCAUUUCUGUAUGUGCACUUCUCAUAAGAAAUAGUACAAAAUGGAUCAUCCUCUGUUUGACAAUGAAUCAAAAACAAAGUGGAGAUAAACAUAAUACAUUGGCUUUUGAUAACAUCUAGACGACAUGCACGUUCCAUUCAUAUAAAUACAGAGUAUCAAAUAAUGGCUCCAACUUGCAAGCAGUUGAUUCAGUUAUGGGGUUUUUUUUAUCUAGCGACAGGACGCCACGCUAACUGUUCUGCUAACGGUAGGAAAUGUUUCGUUCUUGGCAAGCUUUUUAUAUCAAAACAUGCUUUUAAGAGAUAACAUGCCCCGUGUGUUGAGUCCAGACAUCAGAAGACAUCAAGUGAAGUCCUUCAGUGCUAUAAAGGUUUGUUGUGAGGAUCCUGUAAGGUGUUACAUUAGUGGUUGCAUCCUCCAUCACAGUCACUUUCACUGAACUGUUACUUCUGACUCUGUGAAACACAUUUUCUGGACCAGUAAAGAAAACAACGCAAUCCCUUCUCUAUAACUUUAGGAUAGCUUGCAAUGAGAAAUAAGAACAGCAUACCUAAAAUUAAAAUCUGCAAACAUCUGAAGUCAUGCUAAUGAAUGCAUGAUCGGUCUUUGCUUUGCCGGUAAAUAUUGUCCAUGUUCUACAGAUUCAAAUUAAAGGGUCAUGCUGUCACGCUCUGCACGUCGCCACAGAGCUUAGUGCAAAAAUAGUUCAAGUCCUUUUUACUUUUCAUGGCUACAAAGCCAUGUAUACAAUUCAUAUUUAUAGUGAUUAAACCCAAGAUACAGAUGAAAAUUAAUGACUCGGGCAUAAAUACUGAAACUGCGGUGUACACAAACCACAGCACUUGGUUUUCAAAAUAAAUGUAUGACAAUUAAACACUUGAUUAUGUUUGUGAAUACCUGUGCAAAAUAUCCUGCUGUGCAGAACUUAAAAGGCCAUUUAAAGCGUGCUAGUCGUUUACAAU
Messenger RNA from Poecilia latipinna (sailfin molly), 4066 nucleotides. RefSeq lists its product as uncharacterized. Gene Ontology annotation, cellular component: plasma membrane. The record is from RefSeq and is a predicted model, not a curated record. NCBI's taxonomy places the organism in Eukaryota, Metazoa, Chordata, Actinopteri, Cyprinodontiformes, Poeciliidae. Bases 282 to 2564 code for a protein of 760 amino acids. The transcript has 9 exons. Gene Ontology annotation, molecular function: protein binding.